AUGGCUCUCAACGCAAUUGUCAGUGGCGCUUCGCGUGGAAUCGGGCGAUCAAUUGCCCACCGUCUUGCUCGCGAGGGCUAUUCGGUCGGUAUCAACGAUAUCCCUGAAGCCUCGGCAGAUAUAGAUAACGUCAUUUCGGAGAUCAACAGUAUACUGUCGUUCCAACAUUCGAAGCCCCGGCCUGGUGCAGUAGCGCUGCCCGGCGAUGUUUCUUCGUCUUCCGAUGUUGCAUCUAUGGUAUCUAAAGCAGUUACCAAGCUAGGGCCAUUGACCCUCAUGGUAGCGAAUGCAGGAAUCGCUCCUGUGACUCCACUCCUUCUCUCAUCUACCGAGGAGGUGGAUAGGAUUUUGGGGAUAAAUGUUCGUGGGGUAUUUAAUUGCUACACUGAAGCCGCAAAACAAAUGAUCUCCCAAGGUGACAUCGCUCUUGGUGCGGGGAUUACGCGUUAUAAGCUUGUUGGGGCAGCUUCCAUAGCGGCAUUCAGAGCUUUCCCCGGCUGUGGGAUCUAUUCUGCGAGCAAAUUUGCCGUGCGGGGCUUGACCCAAGCCACAGCUGCCGAGAUGGCCCGACAUAAUAUCACAGUCAAUGCCUAUGCUCCGGGUAUUGUGGGAACGCCAAUGUGGGACGAAGUUGAUGAAGGUAUUGGUGAGAUUGAGGGACGCCCUAAGGGAAAGACCCUCGAGGCAUAUAGCAAAGGUAUUCCUCUUGGACGAGCAGGCGUUCCAGAGGAUGUUGCUGGGCUCGUGGGUGGGUUCUUAGCGAGCAAGGAUUCGGAUUAUGUUACCGGUCAAACGAUGCUUGUUGAUGGAGGCAUUGUCUUCAAUUGA
Messenger RNA from Penicillium angulare, 828 nucleotides. RefSeq lists its product as uncharacterized. The transcript is spliced from 2 exons. Bases 1 to 828 code for a protein of 275 amino acids. Gene Ontology annotation, molecular function: oxidoreductase activity, acting on the CH-OH group of donors, NAD or NADP as acceptor. The record is from RefSeq and is a predicted model, not a curated record. Lineage: Eukaryota; Fungi; Ascomycota; Eurotiomycetes; Eurotiales; Aspergillaceae.